Molecule: messenger RNA, 608 nt
Organism: Tachysurus fulvidraco (yellow catfish)
Lineage: Eukaryota; Metazoa; Chordata; Actinopteri; Siluriformes; Bagridae
Product: hemoglobin subunit beta-like
Exons: 3
Coding region: 70-513 (147 amino acids)
Biological process (GO): oxygen transport; hydrogen peroxide catabolic process
Cellular component (GO): hemoglobin complex; haptoglobin-hemoglobin complex; blood microparticle
Molecular function (GO): peroxidase activity; oxygen binding; heme binding
Source: RefSeq, a predicted model, not a curated record
CCUAAGUAGACCACAAUUACAGGGCUCUUAGUUCAUCAGAACACUUCGAAACCCCAGAAAAUCAGCACCAUGGUUGUGUGGACAGAUUUCGAGCGCGCUACCAUCCAGGAGGUCUUUUCCAAGAUCGAUGAAGCAUCAGUCGGUCAACAGGCACUCACAAGGUGUCUUGUCGUGUACCCAUGGACCCAGAGGUACUUCGCUAAUUUUGGAAACCUGUACAACGCCGCUGCCAUCAGUGGAAACCCCAAAGUUGCUGCGCACGGAUUGACUGUAGUCCGCGGUCUGGAGAAAGCUGUGAAGAACAUGGACAACAUUAAGGCCGCUUUUGCCGAACUGAGUGUGCUCCACUCUGAGAAACUACACGUGGAUCCUGAUAACUUCAAGCUGCUGGCUGACUGCAUCACCAUCGUCGUUGCUGCAUCCUUGGGUACCAGCUUCACAGCUGAGGCUCAGGCAGCUUUCCAGAAGUUCCUUGCUGUUGUAGUCUCUGCACUCGGAAAGCAGUACCACUAAAUGCUGAAGUGACGACCAGAGAGGAAACAAUGAACGUUAAAAACAACCAUGUACUUGUGAAAGCAAGUAUUUAAAUAAAAUUACUAAUACACAUC